ACUUCCCUCUCUCUCUCUCUCUCUCUCUCUCUCUCUCUCCUCUAUUUCUCUUUCCUCAUUUAUCUCUCUCCCCCACAACCCAUCUACUGUUUCUGUCCUUUCUUUUCUCUCUGUCUGUCAUUUCUUGCAGGCGGCAGCAGCAGCAGCAGCACUGUUGCAGUUUCGAAGGGGAUGAAGAUGUUGAUUAGACCCUCCUCCUCCGAGUUCAAAUCUUCCUCCUUUUUUCCUUAAUUAUUAUUUCAUGUUUUUUAAUUUUCUUUUCUGUUUUUGGGUUUUUAAUUAGACUAAUGAAUAAAAACCAAAUCUCAAGUGUGUCAAGUCCAGCACUAACUCGUAGGAAAAUUCACUUUCUGCCUUUCAUCUUUCCAGUUGUCUAAUCUAAUCUUCCUCCUUCUUCCUUUUGCCUCUACUCUUAACUCUCCCUCCCCCUCCCCCUCCUCUCUCUCAUCUUUCACCUCACCCUCUCUCUCUCACACUCAAGAGGAAGAAGAAGAUCUGCCUUUCCCGCCGCUUAAUGUACCCAAUGAAUUUCACUGGGUACAUGAAUCAGCGGUGAAGAAUUGGAAGAAAGACGACAUCUUUCAGCUGCGUCGAGGAACUGAGAAGAACCCAUUUUCUCAAUUCGCGAGAUUAUGCAGCAGCAACCAGCAGCAGGAGGAGCUGGAGGAGUUGGAGGGUCCCAAACCCAUUACGGAGGAGGAGGAGAGAUGAGUGCUGCUGAAGCUGAGGCGUCGGCGGAGCAAGGUCAGCUGGUGGUGGAAGCGGCGUCGCCAAUCAGCAGCAGGCCGCCAGCUUCCGCGGCGGUGAAUAUGGACGAGCUCAUGACUCUGUCCGGUGCGGCUGUUGCAGCUGAAGAUGCUCUUGCGGAUCGAAGUGGAGGUGGUGGGUCCAGCGGGAACAGAUGGCCGCGUCAGGAGACCUUGGCGCUUCUCAAAAUCAGGUCCGAUAUGGAUGCGGCCUUCCGCGACGCCACCCUCAAAGGCCCCUUGUGGGAAGAUGUCUCCAGGAAACUAGCGGAAUUGGGGUACAAAAGAAAUGCCAAGAAAUGCAAGGAGAAAUUCGAAAACGUUCACAAAUAUUACAAGCGGACGAAAGAAGGCCGCGCGGGACGCCAAGACGGCAAAAGUUACAAGUUUUUCAGCGAGAUGGAGGCUUUACAUGGCACCGCCGCCGCAACGACGGCCAACGUGUCGGCCUCUUCGGGAGUGCACGCCGCACACGCGUCUCCGAACCCGGUUUCCGUCGGGUUUGGGCCUGUCAGUAACCCCAUGCCCAUCUCAUCGUUCAGAAUGUCACCCACGAUUCCAGUAAUGCCCUCCCAACAGCAGCAACAAGCCACUGCAAUUCAAAUAAUACCUUCGUCGCAACCUACAGCCACUCCGAUGGACGUCAACUUCUCCUCCAACAGCUCGUCGACUUCCCCGGGAACUGACGACGAGGACGACGAUGAUGACAUGGAAGGAGAGCCCUCGAGUCGGAAGAGAAAACGGGGGAGUGCUAGUACUAGUACCGGAACUAGUGGCGGCGGAAGUACCCGAAAAAUGAUGGCGUUUUUCGAGGUUUUGAUGAAGCAAGUGAUGCAAAAGCAAGAGAGCAUGCAGCGGAGGUUUCUAGAAGUGAUAGAGAAGAGGGAGCAGGACAGGACUAUCAGGGAGGAGGCGUGGAAGCGUCAGGAGAUGGCCCGGCUAACUCGCGAGCACGAGCUCAUGAGUCAAGAGCGGGCCAUUUCUGCUUCCAGAGACGCCGCCAUUAUCGCUUUCCUGCAGAAAAUUACUGGCCAGACUAUUCAGUUGCCUCCGGCUGUCAACGUCCAAGUCGCUCCCCCACCACCUGUGUCUCCGUCGGUGUCAGUUGUCGCUCCAUUACCACAGACAACGCCACAGCCGACGACACAGACAUAUCAAACACCGCAACAGCAACAACCUCAGCCGCCGCAACAAGUGCAACAAGUUCGUCAUGCUCAGCAGACUCAAAAUGUUCAAGCGGUGAUGGCUGUACCGGAACAACAGGUACCUCCGACGCCGCAGGAGAAUAUUGCUAGCGGUGGAGGAGGAGGGAGCUCCGAGCCUGCAUCGUCCUCUAGAUGGCCGAAGGCAGAAGUGCUGGCGCUGAUAAAGUUGAGGAGUGGGCUUGAACCGAGGUACCAAGAGGCAGGUCCGAAGGGCCCACUUUGGGAGGAAAUCUCAGCCGGUAUGGGGCGGAUGGGGUACAAGAGGAGUUCCAAGAGGUGCAAGGAGAAAUGGGAGAACAUCAACAAGUACUUCAAGAAGGUGAAGGAGAGCAACAAGAAGCGGCCGGAGGAUGCGAAAACGUGUCCAUAUUUUCACGAACUAGAUGCCCUUUACCGGAAAAGGGUACUUGGCGGUGGGUCUAGCGGCGGCAGCAGCAGCUCAUUAGGAAAUAGGCUGGAACAACAACCGCAACAACAGGAGAACCCAAAAUCGGGUUCAUCCACACAUCCGCAACCAAGUGCGCAUACAGUGUCACAAACACAAGGGCAAGUAGUAGCGGCGGGAUCAGAAAACAAGGAUGCAGAUCAUAGCACAAGUGUGGAAACAAAUUUGAGAGCUAACCUCUUUGGAGAGGGAAAAGAAGAGGCUGCCAAGAAGCCAGAAGACAUUGUGAAGGAGUUGAUGGAAGUGCAUGAUCAUCACCAGCAAGUUUUCCAGGGGCUGCCACAACAUUUAGUAGUAGAGGACUACAACAGGAUAGAGGAAGCGGAUAGCGAUAAUCUUAUGGAUCAAGAGGAGGAGGACAUGGAAGACGAUGACAUUGACGAGGAAGACGAUGAAGAAACGGAACAAGAGAGGAAGAUGGCGUAUAAGAUAGAGUUUCAGAAGCAGAAUACAGGCCGUUCGUCUAACGGCGGAGGCAACGGUGCACCUUCUUUCCUCGCCAUGGUUCAAUGAGAUGAUCGAUCCAUCGAUCGAAUCCACAUCAAAACCGAAUCGAUUUUUGCAUGCAUUUGCAUGCGAGUGAGAAAUGUGCAUGGCCAAAUCACUGUACAAUAUGUACGUAUCUCAAUCUAGCUCAAGUAAGAUUAUACCUCACAUGAGCAAAUUAAAGUUGAAACCCUCAAAAAAUUACUUCUUCCAUUUUCUCAUCUUUUUUUUUCUUGUUUUUUUUUUUAAAUUAAUUUCUUUCAUUCUCCUUUGAACAUCACCACCCGAUUUCAUCGCCUUUUGAUUGUUGCUGUCUUCUUGAUCUUCUUCUUCUUCUUCUUCUUCUUCUUCUCGGGUAGUCGUCGUCGUCGCCGUCGUCAUCACUUGUUUCAGCUUUUUUCCAAUUUAUUGAUUUAUUGGUGAAUAAAAAAACCGUUUGAAAAACGGGGAGGGGGAUUGGAUUAAGACACAAGGAAUAAGCUUGCUCUAAAUUUACAUAGCAGCAGUCAUAUAUCGUUACAGAAGAAAAAGAAAAACAAGCCCUGGAAACGUGGAGUGAGGGAGAGAAAAAGUGGACGGUUUCACAAGGCAGACAUCAGCAGUGAUGAUUCAGCAUUAUUCUUUCUUUUCUUUUUUCACUUUUAUUUUAUUUAUUAUUGUUCUUGUUAAUUAAUUAAUUAAUUAAGCUUUUGAGUUUCUUUUGUAAACUUUGCUUAGUUUGAAUGAAUGAACAAGCUAGCUGGGCUCUCUUUAGAAUUCA
Messenger RNA from Pyrus x bretschneideri (Chinese white pear), 3642 nucleotides. Its product is annotated as trihelix transcription factor GTL1. NCBI's taxonomy places the organism in Eukaryota, Viridiplantae, Streptophyta, Magnoliopsida, Rosales, Rosaceae. The record is from RefSeq and is a predicted model, not a curated record. The transcript has 3 exons. The coding region runs from base 633 to 2909 and encodes 758 amino acids.